AUGGCUUCAAACACAGCGCAACUUAAUGGUCAACUAUCAUUCGCAAAGGUUGCGAUGAUGAACCCGCCUCUUGACCAGCGUAGUUUUCCACACCAUCAGGGGACGCAAAAAAACGAGUCUGUUGCCGACGUACCAAUUCCUCACGAUCCAGUGACCGGUGGAGCUUCGGGCCAACGAGAUCUACGACAUGGCGAUACGGACAGCGUGCACGUGGAUGAGCUGUCUAAAGGGGUCCAAACACUUCACUUGGUUAGGACAGAGGAAGCGGCAGAUGGCUUAGAGACGCCUGAAGAGGACGACCAUUUGAAAAACGAGGGCGCGUUUGAUGACGACCAGACCCACUUGUCUAACUCUUCUACGAAACCUACAAGCUUCGAUUCCAAGAGCAUGGCUUCGGUAACGACGUUCGCCAUGGAUGAAAAGGAGUCGUUGCGGCCCGAUGAUAGCGCAAGUGUUCAGGCUAUUGAAGAAGAUGACAUUUCUCUACCUGCUUCGGGUGCUCUCAAUUCCCAAGCCGGUUCGGAGAACAGUGCCCGCGUAGACCGCGUCAACCAACUGGCUAUGUCCCAACGACUUUCUGGCAUGGCCUCAGUCAAUGUUUCACGACUAAACGAAGGCUUGAAAUCUCUACAUCAUGAUCCAGCUAUUAAUCCUGUGAACGAGCGGACUCUCCACGGGUUUCCGAAUGAGCCAGAUGAGAAACUGCUUGAAGCGAUGCGUUCCCCAAAAGACAGGUUACUUAUACUUCAGCUCGAAGAGAAAAUCAUUUGUUUUAUCAAGAACCCUAGUGAACAAUCUUUAGAGCUUCCGCCCUGCAACGCUUUCGGGCGCCUGCUCGCUCAUAAGUUGGGAGAUUACUAUCAUUUGACACACUUUGUGGACAAUAAUGUAACGUCUGUCCGUCUCCACCGGACGCCGUGGUGUAGGCUACCUACCCCUCUGUCGGCACUCUACGCUGCAAAUGCCAUGAAAACCCCGCCGCCAGUAGUACCAGCAAUGAAAAUAAUGCGCCGUGCUGGCCAACAAGGAACGUCAUUUUCCGUUGGAGGAAGUACCGCGCCUAGUUCAUCGGUACCAUCGAAAACCGCGUCGGAAGUAGGAGCGGAAGGAUCUGGUGAAGAUGGAACGGAAUCAUCAACAGCAGCCACACCAGCCAAAGAACGCCAGGCUUUGACGCGCGAGGAGCGCGAAGCGAAGUAUCAAGAAGCUCGUGAAAGAAUAUUCAGAGAUUUUCCCGAAUCCAAAUCCUCAGAUAGUCCCAACAGCGGCGAACACAGCGCGAAUGUCUCUAGGUCUAACUCAAGAGCUGGCCGUAAGAAACACAAACAAAGGACGCCACAUGACGAUAGUUUCGAGGCGAGGUCGCAAUUUAGUACUUACUAUGGCGGUGUUCAAUAUUCAAAUGCGCAGUUACCGUUCACAGGACCCGUGCAUGACCCUUCGUUCAUCCCGCAAAACAACUACAUGUUGGGGCAACCGCCUUCCGCCGGUUUGAAUUUCGGGCAGGGCAAUCAGAACACUACCAUGUAUUCACCCCAGGCUAAUAACACUGGGUUUCCGCAUUAUCCAAUGGGUAUGGGACCGCAAGGUGGCUGGCAGAAUGGACAUAUUCCAGCUCAGUACGCAAACUUUCACCAGGGCGCCCAACUCCCAAUGAUGUCGCAGCAGUCAUCUACGAGAUCGUCGCCAGCGAUGAACUCCUAUGCUCUUCCCACCGGAAUGCAAUAUCCACAAUCCCCUCCGACAUGGACACAACCUCCUUACCAAUCUAACUAUCCCUCUCCUGCGGUGCAAAGGAACCCUCAAGCCGUACACUGGCCUAACCUACCGCCUAAUCCUGUCUCUUCCACCCAAGUGGUUUAUCCAUAUGGCCAAUCUCAAAACCAGACGUACUCUCAAAUUCCUCCUAGCAAUGGUUCCCAGCAUCCCUUACCCGGGAGUUUCGUGCGCUCAUCGUUUAAUCCGCAAAGCAGAUCCUUCGCUCCGGGCGCAGGAAUCUCUCAGCCAUCUUCUCAGCCGUCUAGUAGUCAUCCCGCAUCUGCUUCCCCUUGGGCGGCGACUCUAGACAAUGUGAACCGAUUUCAAGCUAAAAAUCUGGGAUCUCAGGCUAAUAACAGAGGUUCCACCUCUACAUCAUCGGGAGCGGGAAGACAAUCCGACAAUAAAAACUCGAUUGCGAAGUGGGGUACACCAUCUCAUCUCCCGCCAAAGCCUCCCCCGUCAGAAGUUCCUUAUGACUUUGAUCGGAUGGCGCGAACCUCAACAUCAUCUUCUCAGGCUUAUACGAAUAAUACUUCCACUCUUCCAAAGCCAGUGACAUCAAAAUCUGGCCCUUUGGUUGUGGGUGGCACGGCUUCUCAAAAUUCUCGAUCUCAUGGAACCUCAGCCUCGGCGCUGUAA
This is a messenger RNA of Uncinocarpus reesii 1704, 2400 nucleotides long. RefSeq lists its product as uncharacterized. Gene Ontology annotation, molecular function: nucleic acid binding. The transcript is spliced from 4 exons. Gene Ontology annotation, biological process: galactose metabolic process. The coding region runs from base 1 to 2400 and encodes 799 amino acids. The record is from RefSeq and is a predicted model, not a curated record. NCBI's taxonomy places the organism in Eukaryota, Fungi, Ascomycota, Eurotiomycetes, Onygenales, Onygenaceae.